AUGUCAUUGCUUACAUCACAGUUUAAAGAACUGGAAUCUAUCAAUAAUUCAACAAUAGACUCAGCUACAAGAACAAAUACAAAUCAGGAUAUAUUUAUGAUGAUGGAGUCUUCAAUUAGUAAUAAUAAUAAUAAUAAUAAUAAUCCAUUAAAUUUGACAUUUUCAAAAAAUGAAGAUUUAUUUAAGGAAUCGAUUUCAAUUUUUAAAUUAUAUAAUUUGACAAAAUUAAACCUGCCUUAUAGAGAAAGAAUAAUUAAUAUGUCAAUCAGAUUACAAAAAAAAAUUUGGUUGGAAAAUGAAAAUAUUUUACAAUUACUAAACUAUAUUGAUAAUAAUCAAUCACAAUCCGAACAAAUUCCACCCGUAAAUAAAAUAUCACCUACUAAUCGUCAUCACCAUCACCAUCACCAGAAUAUAUUGUUGAGUGAAGGAGAUGAUGACGACGACGAUGGCGAUGACGACGACAUUUAUCCCGAUGCAUCGGAAACACCAUAUGGUUCAUUCACUAAUGAUUAUGAUUUAACAAAUAACCUUGUAAAUCAUGGAGAUAAUUUUGUUAUGCCAAGACCAAUACCGUCAAACUCAUUUAAUGAUAAUGAUGUUUUUUCAUUUCAUAGAAUGAACAAUAACAGUAAUAAUUUUAGUAGUAAUAAUAAUAGUGUAACCAAUAAUUUCACUACUACUACUACUACUGCUACUGCUGCUGCUAAUACAAAUAAUUUAAAUUUAUUGAAUAUGAAUUUUAGUUUAAUGAAUGAUGAUUUAGAUUCGUUCCAACAUAAUUCUGCAACUUCACUAUCGAAUUUCCAUUAUUUAGAUGAUAAUUCAGGUCAGUUACCGUCUUCAUUAGAUAUAGAUAGUACUGCUAGUUCAAAUUGGGAUAUUUCAAAUUCUUUGCCAAAUUUUGCAUCUCCUUUACAAUUCCAAAAUCCUUCACAUUCGACUGCGACUACUGCGACUACAAUGGCUCCACAGCAAAUGAUUACACCGUCAAGAACACCAUCACAUCCUUCAAUACCAUUAGUCUCCACUGCAAUUAUCUCAAAAAGACAGCAACCAAAAAAGAUUAGAAGAAAAAAUAGUAAUAGUGGGAAUUCACCGGAUAAUAAAAAUACAAAAUGUAAUAAUUGUCAAACGUAUACGACACCAUUAUGGAGAAAAGAUUCCCAAGGGAAUUCAUUAUGUAAUGCAUGUGGAUUAUUCUUAAAAUUACAUGGUGUAAUGAGACCGUUAUCAUUAAAGACAGAUAUUAUUAAGAAAAGACAAAGAAAUGGUGCUGCAAAGAGAACAAAUCAACUUUCACAACCUCAACAACAACAACAACAACAAUUGAAAAAGGAUCAUGAGAAUUUGGAAUGGUUAUCAAUAAAAUUAUAG
Molecule: messenger RNA, 1377 nt
Organism: Maudiozyma barnettii
Lineage: Eukaryota; Fungi; Ascomycota; Saccharomycetes; Saccharomycetales; Saccharomycetaceae
Gene: GAT1
Product: Gat1p
Exons: 1
Coding region: 1-1377 (458 amino acids)
Biological process (GO): negative regulation of transcription by RNA polymerase II; positive regulation of transcription by RNA polymerase II
Molecular function (GO): DNA-binding transcription factor activity, RNA polymerase II-specific; zinc ion binding; RNA polymerase II cis-regulatory region sequence-specific DNA binding
Source: RefSeq, a predicted model, not a curated record